AUGUUUGCACACAACAUGUCGUGGGUACAGUACCCCAGCCUUGUGUCCCCAGACGUUGAAGAUGUCAUCGCUGCACAGAGCAUCACUUCCAGGCUCACACAGGUGUACCUGGCUCUGCUCGCCCCUCUGGGCUUGGCAAGCGGGGUAUUUAACUUAGCCACACUCCUGAGAGGCUGGGCUCGGCUAGGGAGCCUGGGGGCCUUCCUUGUGGACCUUACCGUGACUAAUAUGCUAGUGGUCUUGUUGUCCCUGACAGCUGUCCCCAGGCCAGACUACCUAGUCACCACCAACCUGGGCUGUGGGGUCCUCGCCUUUGGUGCCAACGUCUGCUACUUCAAUGCCCAGUACCUUCAAGUGGUCAUGCUCUUUGCAUUCCUGCUGCCCAGUUCCCCAUCCUGUCUGCCUGUGGUGACCAAGUGGGUCCUGAGGCCAGCCCUGGUCCUGGGGGCCAUCUUGGGAUGCACCCUCUGCAGCUCCCUGGGGGUGGUGGCCCUGCUGGGUACCUCCGGAGAGCUGUAUACAACCACUCGGUGCCAGCUGGACCCACUGACCGCCUGGCCCGAGUACGAGGUGGUCAAGUUCAGCCUGGGCUUCGGGCUGACCCUCCUGCUGCAAUUGGUUUUUGGCAUCCUGCUCUUAGUCACUCAGGCCUGGCAGGGCACUGCUGCCCAGAGGGACACGGCCUUGGCCAUGCCUGUCGUGCUGGCCAUGGCGCUGACCAUGUCUGCCUGCCGGCUCUUCUACAACGUCCUAUUGCUUCACAGGGCCAGUCUGAAGCUGCAGGGGUCCCUCGGUUCACCGCGGGAUGAGCUCCUCAUGAACAUUGCCGAGCUGCUCCUGUUUGGGGAGAGCUGCGUGACGUCUUUGGAGACACUGCUUCUCUACCAGCCCUGUAGAAAGGCCCUGAGGAGGGCUCAGCAGAGACUUACCUGUAGGGGCUGCCAGAAGUCGGCCACUGGCAGCAUCUCCUCACCAGGAGCAGGGAGCCAGCUGACAGGCAGGCACGAGCCUCCCAGGGUUUAA
This is a messenger RNA of Chrysochloris asiatica (Cape golden mole), 1023 nucleotides long. RefSeq lists its product as uncharacterized. The record is from RefSeq and is a predicted model, not a curated record. The transcript has a single exon. The coding region runs from base 1 to 1023 and encodes 340 amino acids. Lineage: Eukaryota; Metazoa; Chordata; Mammalia; Afrosoricida; Chrysochloridae.